CUGUCCGGUGCCGGCAGAAUUUACCCGCCUCGCGGCUGCUACAUCCUGACUAUGAAUCAGACACAGUUGGGAAUAAAGUUCAACUUCAAGUGGCACCGCAAGGCAUGCGGCGGCCUGCGGCCCCGCCUGGGCUGCUGGGUCUGUAGCCGCCUGCAUGCAGGUGGGCGCACACGGGGCCCUGGCACCCCCACAGGCAGGCCUUGGGGGAGCGAGCCCCCGUCACUACUCCGGGUUCCUCCAGGAUGGGGCUGAUAGUUGGCCCUGUGCUGCUCCGGUCCCACUCCUGGGCCCCUUUCCUGGGGAGGAACCCGGGAGUGACCGUAGCCUCAGGAGGGAAUCCGUGCUUCCACCAACACUGGCUGCUCCUGGGGAGACACGCAGGGAGACUUGUCUGUCUGGCCUCUUGAGCCUCUGUGACCCAGGGCCCCAGGCUGCAUGGUGGCCAGCCUCAGUUGUGACCGCAGCUUUAGUGCCCCACCCCAGCUGGACACACACACCAAGAGUCAGAGCACCUAAGGUGGCCAUGACCCUGCCCCAGCUGGGAAUCAGGAACAAGGCCAGAGGUCAGGCACACCCAUGAAGGAGCUGGAGUUGGGAAGUCCCCUCCCCACCAGCCCUGCCCCCUUCUCCCUCUGGCAGUGAGAACCGACCAGGACUCCAGCCUUCUCUGGGCCUCAGUCUCCCCACCUGCACCCUGAAGGGUGGGGACAGUUGCUCAGGUGUGAACCUCCUCUGUCGCCCAGCGGUGAGGGAGUUGGGGACCCAGAACAAAGCCCCAGACCCCGUCAUGGUGCUUCCCAGGGUGGCGGGCUUUGGGUAGUGCUCGCUGCAGCCCUCUUGUGGCAGCUGUGGGUGGGCGUCUGAUUCCAGGUCUGGAGUCUGAGACUUCACACUGUCCCCACUCCUCUCCACGCCGGCAUCAACUUUCUGCUCAAAGGGCCAGGUUGGAGCGGUAGGCCCGUCCCGACCACUGCCCAGGCCCACCCUCCCGUCUCUUCCACAAGAGUUCCCGGCCCCCAGCUCGGGGCUGACAGGUCAUCGGGGCGGGUGGGCAGGCGGAGGGGGCACUGCCGGGGGCGUGAACCCAGGUGACCAGGUAGGGCUGCCCCUCCCGUGACCCAUCCAGGCCUCAAGUCCUUUGAGGCUCCGCUCCUUGGCGGCAAAGAGUUAACCGUCGGGUGGGGGCCCCCGCUUUGUGGAGGUGCUGACAGGCUGUCGGAGCUAAUUGCACACACCUCACAUUUGGGACCUGGAAGCUGUACCCUGAAUAGAUUCCAUUUGCCUUUCAUCAAAGUGCAGUUGUUUUCCAGGUUGGAAAAGUUAGUGGUUUGUGGAACUGCAGGAGGGAUGGAUGGUAACUGGUUGAUGAUGGGCCGCCGCCCUGGGUGCAGGUGUGACCAGCUGGCCUGGCCUGGACCCUGGCGGGGGGGCUUUCCCUGAAGUGAGCUCGAGCCCCUGGCUUGUGAGGGCACCCAGAGGAGGAACCCAGAGGCGAGGUCCCCCCACGGUCUGAGGGUCUGUGGGCUGAAUGAAUGAAGGAGAGGAGGGCCGAGUGAACCAGCCUGCCGCGUUCCCACUGUGAUCUCUGACCCUCACGCCGUCCUGGGUAAGGGUGGGUCUUGGGAUUCUUGUCUGUUUCACGGGGAAGAGGAGACUGAGACACGGGGUGGUUCGGGGACAGAACCGGUGCUGUGCUCCUGGCAAGAGAUGUCUGUGAAGUCCCUGCUGUGUGCGUCAGGCUCAUGCUCCCCUCGCCGCUGUGGUAGCCGGAGCAUGGCAUCCACCACACUGGGCGUGCGGGACGUGCUGCCCCGGGGGCCAGGGGAGAACUGGCCGGCCCCUGGGGAGCACUUGGAGGCCAGGGCUGUCCCCCUGCCCCUUAUCACCACCGCAGUUCCCACAGGAAGAGCAAGCACAUGGGUGCAGCAGCCUCUGGGUUCCAGGCCCGAUGCCCUAGGAGUUAGGAGAGCUUUGUCCUGGCCAAGCAGCGCCCCCUGCCCCUGGCCCCCAAUGCGGGGAGGGGGUGCCGGCCCACCCUCAGGGCACCCACCUGUGUGAGUGCAGAGCAGAGCAGCCAACGCGGACGGACAGCUGCCCUGGAGCCUGGGAGCCGCCGGCCCAUCAGGGAGGUGGACCCUCCUGGCAGUGGCCGGGGGCGGGAGGGGCGGAAGCAGUCGCAGGUGGGUGACUGACGAAAAGGCCCCUCUCCCUGAGCUGUCUGAAGCAGAAGGGCAAGGGCCAAGGCCGCUUUCUUCUUCCGCCUGCCCGGCCUGCCCCAUCACAGCCCUCUGCCCUGCUGCAGCUUUCCCAGCUGCACCUCCCGGGUGCCCUGGGCAGCGGCCCCUGCUCACAGCCUGCCAGAGCAUCCUCAGCCCCCCCCAUCCUGUGAGCUGGGCCCAGUGGGAAGGGAGGGGGAGGGCAGACUGGAGGACCACCAGCUCCCAGGAGGUUGUGCCUGGGCCCACCCGCUCGGGAAGGUGGAGGCCUCCCUGGGAAGGGGUGCAAGGCCAGCGCUGCUGGAGGCCCGGCUGGCCAGGGCCAUUGAGCGAAGCCCUGCAUGGGUGGGAGGCGCACGCCUGGGGAGGUGGAGGCUGUCUCUGCUUCCUGUUUUGCAGGUGGUGCCACCGAGGCCUAGCAUCGAAGGGGAGUGCUGCGGCUAGAGGGUGCAGUGGGUCAGGGGCGAGGGGCGGGGCCGCGCGGCCCACGCUGGCCGCAUCACAGCCCUGGGCCGUGGUUUCCCUGCGUUUCCUCUGAGACCCCGCUCGGCUGUGUGAACAGAGGCCGGCCCCAGCCCCCGCUGUGCCACACAGUGCUGGUUCCCCCACUCCACACGCGUCACACAAUCCCCGCAGACCCAGCUGGUGGGGCAGGGGCUUCUCCAUUCCUGAGCUUGACCUUGGUCCUCGCCAAGUGCUGGUGGAUGUGGGCGUGGGUGCCAGCAUGGGCCCUGCCCAGCUGGGUGAGAGGGCCUCAGUCUCCCCGUCUGGCCUGGUCCCGGUCCUCUGGGGCCCUGGGAUGUGGCCUCGGUGUGCAGCCUGCCUCUCCCACCAUCCAUGUCCCCGAGCCCGUGUCCCCAUUUUUGCUCCAAGUAUGUACAGCUCGGCACUGCCGCCCGCGCACCGCAGCCGGGAAACAGACAUCUGCUCUUCACCCAGCCCCAGGGUGGGGAGGGGGUGCUGCCCGUCCCCCUUCCCGGCCUGGCUCCGCCGCCCCACGUGCACAGGCGUGAGUGGCCUGAGAACGCCAGCCCCGUGUGCCCAGAUCGGAUGCUGCCCACUUUGGGGACAUCCAUGGCCCCUGCCUGGUGUUUCCAGGCUAUCGACGCAGGGGCCGGGCCAGGCUGUGCAGCUGGAGGCAGAGCAGUCGGGGCCGCCUGUGGCAGGUGGCAGAGCGAUGGGAGGGACGGCCGGGACGAGGGCCCAGGGGUAGGACCUAGGAGGUCGCCUCCGAGAGGAGUAGGGGAGCCGCCUGGGAGGGGCCUUACUGGCCAGGCCCGGCGCCUGUGCAAACGGUACUGGCCCAGCCAACCCACGGUCCCUGGACAACAUUCUGGCCAUUUUGUAGAUGAGAAAACCAAGUCCAGGAUGGGCCUGGCCCCUCGGUGCCCGGCAAGGAACAGCACACAGCGUCUUGUGCCUGAUGCUCAGGAUCCCACUUACCCGGUAGGGCCGGGCUCCUGGCACUGGCUCUGGGGUGGGUGGCCCAGGGAUGCUGAGCGGGACUGGAGAAGAGGCAUGCUCCAUUCCAGCUCAGUGUCGGCCACGGCAGCCUGGCCGAGGCGACGUCGCGCACAGUGGACUGGUAGGCAGUGGGGCACAGCACUUCCUAGCAGCUACGGGCCCACUUUGCAGGUGGCAUCCGUGGAUCUGUUGGCAGACUGGGGUGGGGAGGUGGCACCAACAUGCUCAUCCCUGUGUGAGGACAGAAUCCAGGGCCCAGCAGGUCCUGUGUGUUGCCCAAGGGACACGGCCAGUCAGCAGCAGAGCCUGGUCUCAGCUAGAACUUGAGCUGUCCCCUGCCCCCAGGCUCUGGCUGCAGCCCUUGGCAGUGCCAGGCUGUGCAGGCUGGGCCCCUCCCUGCCAGUCUGCUGCUUUGUUCUCCCUACUCUGGGCAGGCAGCCUGGAAUGGGGACGUAGGACAGGCGGGGGUGGGUGGGGGCCCCCCUGGGGCAGGCAGUGGGUGGCCUUCAUGUCCUACCCCAAGACCCUGAGGCCUAGACAAUCACAGGGCGAUCAGGGCCUGAAGCUGGCCUACCCCUUUCCUUCCCUGGACACCAAGGGUCCUCCUCCCUGCUGGGAGAGGCCUUUCCUGAGGGCAGCAGGGGGCCAGGGGGAGGGACACGGGGCUUCCUGGAGGAGGCUGCUCUGAGCUCUGUCUGGUCUUGGAGAGAACCCAUGCAGAGGGGACGCUGGUGGCGAGCCUGAGGUCUGCGUGCGGCCCAGCGGAGCCCUGCAGGUGGAAGCUGUGGCCAGACGCCGCCUUGCCACCCACGGGGCCACCAAGUUCCUCGCCCUUGCUCACUCCCUGACCGCAGGUCUGCACCCAUCACUUCCCUCAAGUGUUCGUUGUCAGAGCUGACUGACCGCCAGAAGGCGGCAGUGGUCUCUGUCACCGUUGGCCCCUGAGCCGGUCCCCUCCCUCCCGGCCUGGGAUCCCCCAGAACCUGGACCAGAGCCCUGAGACUGGCAGAGGUGGCCAGGCCCUCUGGGCGCUCCCCCAUUGGCUCUGCUUGUGUGCAGCUGGGGAGGCCGAGGCCCAGAGACCAGGUGACAGCAGGAGGCGAGGACAGACCCGGUUCCUGUGAGCCUUCAGGGCAGUUGGAAGCAAAAGCUUGGCUUCCUGGUGUGGGUACCUCCACCCUUCCUGUCCUCUCUCUGCAUCCGAGCUGGCUCAUCCCCAGGGAAUAGGGCUCCCAGAUCACCCCCAGCCCCUUACCAGAAGCCCAGAUACCCACAAUGCCCAGCUCAGGGCUGCACUGCGGGGACCCUCCUCCCAAUGAGCCCAGGGUAGGGCGGCACCACCUGCCCCAGCUCCGGCUGGCUUUUCCUGUUCACCCGUGUCAGUUCCCUGCACCAGGACCCUCCCUGUGUGGCUCCCACCAGCUUCUGCUCCUAACAAGGAGGGUGUGAGCAGGCCACGUCGGUCAUGACUCCAACCUGGUCCAGAUCCUUGGGCACGGUGGGCCACCCAGGCCCCCGGCCCUUCUCCACUAACUAACCGUACAGAAGACCCAGCUCCCAGGUCCAUCCCUUCACCCCUGGUGACCCGAGCUGGGGGUGGACCUGCUCGAAGCCCAGCUCCCUCUGUGAGAUGCUGCUGGUCUCCUUCUACCAUUUUGCUUGCUCUGUCCCUUUAUAAUUAUGAAAAUGACCAUAUUCACCGUGGAUGCAUCAUCUCUUAGCGUUUGGCACGUGUCUCGUGUGACACGUCACAUUUCACGUGGCUGGAAUCCCACACAGUGCGCCUGGCACCCCGGUUGUCACCUCUGGGUUUUAAUUUGGUGCUGCCGCGAAUGUCUUGGUGCCCACCCACCUCCCAGUGGGCCCCUCUGUCCCGCUGCUGGAUGCAGUGAGGGCUCCAGAGGCAGGGGCCUCACACCCCAUCCUGGAGACGGCAGGUGGGGCGGGCAGGAGGGCUCCUUGGACGGGAGACGGGCCAGGGACCCGUGAGGACCCUGCGCACUCCACGCCCGGGUACGGGCAGGCGAUGGGUGGACGCGCAGUUCCUUCCCGGGGGCCCACUGUGCACAGGACCCCCUGCCUGGGAUGAGCCCAUGGGAGGUGACCCACACAGUUGAGUUGAGGCACCCUGAGGGCUCGGGGCCUGGUGAAGAUGACACAGGAGCCAAGAUUCUGGAAAGGAGGGGUAACGGGGUCACAGCAGGGCAGCCUCAGCUCCCCCUCCUACCCGGCAGGGCCCGGGCUGCCCCUGAGCUCCAGGAGGAGCUGCCAGGCAGUGGGAAAAUUUGGGUUCUUGUAGGAGCUAAAAAUACGGUGUGGCAGCCCCUGCCGUCCAGUUCCGGAACCCCCUCCUGCCGUUUUACGCCCACCCCGGGGGGAGACGAGCUGACUCUCUGCACCCGCCCCCGCCCUCGCUGGCUCUGGGCCCAGAAGCACCCCAGCCCGUUUGCUGAUGCUGGCAGGGCUACCCCAAAGCUGUCUCCCCAGCCUCAGGCAGCCAGUCCCCCUCACCGGCACCUUCCUUAGCCCUGGCCCCCGCUCCGGCCCCAGAGCGCCUCCUCCGCCAGCCCUUGCAGGGACUGGGGAACAGAAGGCCUCACCCACCUCCACAAGGUGCCAAGUGCUUACCCCGAGUCUGGGCUUCCUCACCCUACCACGCUGCUCAAAGUCCGAUGGAUCCGUGCAGGGCCUCCCAGCAGCCGUGCCCAGGACACAGCUCAGUGCCCAGUGCCUGCCUGGACCAGCUCGCCCUCUCUGGCUCAGUUUCUCCAUCUGCAGGGGCUGGUCUGGGAGGUCUGGGAGGCCAGCUUUGACCCUGCCCCCGCCAUACGCACGCACUCAGUUUGAUGACUGCCAAGCAGGGGCGGUGGCUUCCCGAGAGUGCACAGCUGCCCAGGCAUGAGGGUGCCCAGGCGGAGGUGCCAGCAUCACUGUGUCAGGCUGGCCAGGUGCAGGAGGAGAGCCAGAUGGGUGUCUGACAAAGUGGCAUCUGUGUGGGCUGGGCGAGUGCCCAUGAGCAGGACACCCGGAUCGUUGGGCUGACCCUGGGAAAGCUCAGAGGGAGACCCUACCUUCUGGAGUCCCCGUCCGAACGGGAAGGCAUGACCCGGUCCAAGUGGAAACUCCACGUUAAUGGAAGAAAAAAGGUGAACGUUAAGGAUCCACGGGCAACAUCCCACUAAUGUCAGAGCCUCAGGGUCUCUCUCUGCAAAGGGUCACUGCCCCUGUAGUUUUUGUGCAGGGGUGGGGCGGACUGCUUGGAGGACAGAUGGGGGUGCUUCAGUUGCCAAGGGACGGGGGCUGGCCUGAGCCACUUGAACUUGAACCCCUGGGAGCCCCACGUGGUCGUGCUCUUCUUAAGCCUGCUGUGCUGGCUGCAUAAAUCGGUCUGCCAUUCCAAAUUCCCGUGCUGGCCCUGCUCUGGGCAGGCUGGCCACACCCUUCAUCUGGGGGGGGCACCCCCCGCAGAACUGGGAACACAUUCCUGAGCUUGGGGCCCCGCCCUGACUAGACUACACUGGGUUGGUCCCCGUGGCCCCGCCAGGUCUCGGCACCUGGACUGGCUGCGCGGUGGGCCAGGGCUGAGCGGGGCCCGAGGGCAGAGAGGCAGGCAUCCACGGACAGGAUGACAAGAGCCGGGAGAGCCCUGCGCGCUCGCUCUGCCCACCGGGUGCAGCUUCUGCACGGAAACCCGCUGCAGCCCUCUGAGACACUUCACAGAUGGAGAACAGAGGGGCAGAGUAACUUCCCUGGGCGCACAGCCGGUGAGCCCAGGAAGGAGGCAGCAGCCUUCCACCACGCUCCCUCCCACGCAGCGUCCCGGGUGUUGUCAGGAAGGGCCGUCCCCACAGCCUGUGCCCCUGAGAGCAGUAAAGGUUAACUUCUUCCGGUGCUCGCUUUGGAAGUGCUCAGCCACCGCCCAGACGGGAACAGGCAAAGGCUGUUUAUUCCAAGCUGCUGCAGCCAGGGAGUUGUCUGCUGGCUGGUUACUACAGACAUAGAAUGUUAGAUAUACACAUACCCAUCUACAUGCGUGUUAUAUAAUAUAUGUUAAUACGUUGAAAUAUUUUCUGUGUACAGAAAGCUUCUUUACAGGAAAAAGGGGGCCUCGGUCAUGACGGGGGCUGCGGGACUGGGAAGCUGGGCGGCCCAUAAGACGCGGGGCGUCCACAUGGCUGGGGGCACAUCCGGUUUUACCCAGUUGGUCCUCAGUUGGAAGCGAGGACAAAAAUAGUGGAAGCCAUGGGUUACUGAUCAAGUCCCGGCCGUGGGGGGAUGUCACAAGGCGGUUGUAGGGCCUCCUGGGCUGUCGCUAGAGAUGGAGGUCUGACUUCCUGCAGGUCUGGCGCGGAGGGAGCAGGCUGCUUCCUGCGCUGGUUCCUGUGAUGGUGGCUGGGUGUCUCGGGCUGGUGGCUGCAGCCGUGGCUCAGAGUUCCGUGUUUAUAUAUGGUCUGGUCGUGGUCCAUUUAUGUAUUCAGUCUUUAUCCUGAAAAGCAGUUGGAACAUUUCUAGGAGGAUGUCCUUGGCCCAGGGCCUGACGGCCCUGGAUGAUGUUGGGCACCCUGGUGGGCAUCACGGAGGGAGAGAAGCCUCCCCACCUAAGCCUCUGGGUCACUAGCUGAGCUUGCUCUCCCAGCUGGAUGCCCUGUGCUCACUGGGCCGCGGCCAGCCGAGCCCUGCGCACCAUCGCUGCCCCACGCGGCGCCUGGGGCAGAGCUCGGUGCCAGGGCACGUGGCGUAGGACCCUUCGUGGACGGGUGGCGGGCAGGGCUGGUCCCCUGCCUUGCUUCCGCUCCCGCAGACCCAGGGCUCCCGUGUGGGGGGUCUUUCAGGACAGCAAGCCUGUGGGCCCGGGAAUUGGGUGUGUACUGGGAGGACGGGGCAGCACCGGGAAGGGUGGUUCUGGUGACAUGGGCUGCCUCUGCAUCCAGGGACCCCUGGGACUCUUGGCUGGCGAGGACACUUGGAGGCCAGAGUGCUGGCCUGGGAGAGUUCGCGCUCUGUCCACUCAGCCUGUGCCAAGCAGCCAGGGACUCGGGCCAGUGGAGGCGGGGCGGGAAGGGAGGGUCGGUUCUGGGUCCUCCUUAAGCGGCAGCACCCGUGGCGGGUGGCAGUGUGUGCGGAGGUCCGUCUGCCGUGCUCUCCGUGGUGCUGGUGGGAGCGGCCCCCUCCCCUCCACUGAGAGGCUGCCUGGGAGGGAUCAGGGCCACGGCUGGUACCGGGCAGUUCAGUGGUCAGCAGUGAUGAGAAGCCAGGAGAGUGUGAAGGGCAGCCGGUGGCAAGGCCCAGAAUCGAUGGGCCGAGGCAGCCGGAAGGUCCUGAGAAUCUGGUUCAGCAAGAUGUCGGUGAAGGAGGGCGCGCAGCGCAAGUGGGCAGCGCUGAAGGAGAAGCUGGGGCCUCAGGACUCGGACCCCACGGAGGCCAACCUGGAGAGCGCUGAGCCCGAGCUGUGCAUCCGGCUGCUGCAGGUGCCCUCCGUGGUCAACUACUCAGGGCUGCGCAAGCGCCUGGAGAGCAGCGACGGGGGCUGGAUGGUGCAGUUCCUGGAGCAGAGCGGCCUGGACCUCCUGCUCGAGGCCCUGGCGCGCCUGUCGGGCCGCGGCGUGGCCCGCAUCGCCGACGCCCUGCUGCAGCUCACCUGCAUCAGUUGCGUGCGUGCCGUCAUGAACUCCCAGGAGGGCAUCCAGUACAUCCUCAGCAACCAGGCCUACGUGCGCCAGCUCUCCCAGGCUCUGGACACAUCCAACGUGAUGGUCAAGAAGCAGGUGCUGGAGCUGCUAGCGGCCCUGUGUGUCUACUCGCCCGAGGGCCACGCCCUGACCCUGGACGCCCUGGACCAUUACAAGACGGUGUGCAGCCAGCAGUACCGCUUCAGCGUCAUCAUGAACGAGCUCUCGGACAGUGACAACGUGCCCUAUGUGGCCACCCUGCUCAGCGUGGUCAACGCCAUCAUCCUGGGCCCCGAGGACGUCCGUGCCCGCGCCCAGCUGCGCAGCGAGUUCAUCGGGCUGCAGCUACUGGACGUUCUGACGCGGCUGCGAGACCUGGAGGACGAGGACCUGCUCAUCCAGCUGGAGGCCUUCAGGGAGGCCAAGGCCGAGGACGAAGAGGAGCUGCUGCGGGUCUUCGGGGGCGUCGACGUCAGCAGCCACCAGGAGGUCUUCUCCUCCCUCUUCCACAAGGUGAGCUGCUCCCCGGUGUCUGCCCACCUGCUGUCUGUGCUGCAGGGCCUCUUGCAUCUGGAGCCCACCCUCCGCUCCAGCCAGCUGCUCUGGGAGGCCCUGGAGAGCCUGGUGAACCGGGCCGUGCUCCUGGCCAGUGACACCCAGGAGUGCACCCUGGAGGAGAUGGUCGAGCGGCUCCUGUCCAUCAAGGGGCGGCCCCGCCCUCACUCCCUGGACAAGGCCCACAAGGGUGUCCAGGUCAACCUCGGCCAGAGUCGAAGGGGCAGCUCCCCCCAAAACACCGGUGCCCCGACGGUGGGUGUCGGGGGCCAGCAGCCAGCAGCAGCCCUCGCCGGCCUGCACGUUGCCAGCAUCCAGGGCGAGAGUGGCAGGAUGGCGCCGCAGCCCACAGCCCCGGAGCAGCUGGAGCCCACCCCGCCCCCAGCUGCACCCCCCCUCCCUGGCACCGCAACCUGUCCCCCGCCCCCGCCCCCCCCACCUCCUCCACCCCCCCCCCUGCCGAGCGUGGGGGCGGGGUUUCCCCCCCCCCCACCUCCCCCACUGCCUGGCCCUACUGGGACCAUACCCCCCCCGCCUCCACCCCCAGGCCUGGGGUGCCCGCCCCCGCCCCCGCCCCUGCCGGGCACCUCCGGGCCCCCUGCAGCGGGCGGCACGGAGGAGAUCACCGUGGCCCACAGCCUGGGCUCCGCCUGGGUCCCCAGCCACCGGCGGGUGCAGCCCCCCACUCUGCGCAUGAAGAAGCUGAAUUGGCAGAAGCUGCCGUCCAGCGUGGCCCAAGAGCGCAGCUCUAUGUGGGCGUCACUGAGCAGCCCGGACGCUGAGGUGGUGGAGCCUGACUUCUCCAGCAUCGAGCGGCUCUUCUCCUUCCCCGUGGCCAAGCCCAAGGAACAAGCAGUGGCCCCAGCCAGGAAGGAGCCCAAGGAGAUCACUUUUCUGGACUCCAAGAAGAGCCUGAACCUCAACAUCUUCCUGAAGCAGUUUAGAUGCUCCAACGAGGAGGUCACCGCUAUGAUCCGGGCUGGGGACACCACCAAGUUUGACGUGGAGGUUCUCAAGCAGCUCCGCAAGCUCCUUCCCGAGAAGCACGAGGUUGAACACCUGCGCUCCUUCACAGAGGAUCGGGCCAGGCUGGCCAGCGCCGACCAGUUCUACCUACUCCUGCUGGAUAUCCCCUGCUACCAGCUCCGGGUCGAGUGCAUGCUGCUGUGUGAGGGUUCGGCCGCUGUGCUGGACAUGGUGCGGCCCAAGGCCCAGCUGCUGCUUGCCGCCUGCGAGGGCCUGCUCGCCAGCCACCGGCUGCCCGUCUUCUGCCUGCUGAUCCUGAAAAUCGGGAACUUCCUCAACUACGGCAGCCACACCGGGGACGCAGACGGCUUCAAGAUGAGCACACUGCUGAAGCUCACAGAGACCAAGGCCCAGCAGAGCCGCGUCACGCUGCUGCACCACGUGCUGGAGGAGGUGGAGGAGAGCCACCCAGACCUCCUGCAGCUGCCCCAGGACCUGGAGCCGCCCUCCCGAGCGGCAGGGAUAAACCUUGAGAUCAUCUACUCGGAGUGCAGCAGUAACCUGAAAAAGCUUCUGGAGAUGGAACGGAAGGUGUCUUCCUCCAUCCCGGAGGUUCAGGAGCAGUACUCCCAACGUCUCCAGGCCGGCAUCACGGCCUCCCAGGAGGUGGAGGGGGUGUUCCAGGCCAUCAGGCAGAAGCAGCUGGAGCUGGCCGCCUACCUGUGUGAGGAUGCCCAGCAGCUGUCCCUGGAGGACACGCUCAGCACCAUGAAGGCCUUCCGGGACCUCUUCAUCCGCGCCCUGAAGGAGAACAGGGACCGGAAGGAGCGGGCGGCCAGGGCUGAGAGGAGGAAGCAGCUGGCGGAGGAAGACGAGGCCCGCGGGCUGCGGGGCGAGGGUGGGAAGCCUGUCAGGCAGGGAGGCGGGAAGCAGGAGGAGGUGUGUGUCAUCGACGCCUUGCUGGCUGACAUCAGGAAGGGCUUCCAGCUGCGCAAGACGGCCCGUGGCCGAGGGGACACGGCCGCAGACCCCCCGAGGAACAAGGCACCUGCGGCCACCAGGGAUCCUGUGGGAGGCACCAGCCUCCCCACGUCGGAGCCUGGUCUCGAUGCUGCAGCGGCCAAGGAGCCCCGCGGCUGGGGUCUCGCGGAUGCCGCCCCCAGCAGCCCCCAGCCCGCUGGAGACUCAUCAGAGAAGGGUGGUCCUGGGUCCCUGGAGAGGCGUUCUUCCUGGUACAUGGAUGCCAGUGAUGUCCUGGCCACCGACGACCCUCUGGGCCCCCAGCCCUCAUGGGUGCUGGGAGGCACUCAGGCCCUGAAGCCGCUCACCUUCUCCAGUGACAAGCCCUCCGAAGCAACGGGUUUGAGCCAAGACACCGAGGAACCCACGGCCGCUCCGGGCACCCGCCAGGCCGAGGCUGACACCACAGGCGAGGGCACAGAGGAUGCAGCCGCCCGCGGCCGCGGUGCCGGCCUCCCUGCCGCAGGCCGUGGCGGGGACGGAGACGAAGAUGAGCGCACAGCCCCGGACUCCGCUCUGGACACCUCCCUGGACAGGUCCUUCUCCGAGGAUGCCGUGACUGACUCAUCAGGGUCUGGCGCCCUCCCCAGGGCCCAGGGCCGGACGUCAAAGGGCACAGGCAAGCGAAGGAAGAAGCGCCCCUCCAGGAGCCAGGAAGAGGUUGCCCUUGACCCUGACGAUAAUAAAACAAAAAGACUCUGUGUGAUCCAGUAAGGCCUCAGACCCCGGCCCAGAACCAAGUGAGAGGACCCACAGCAGGACCGCUGGACGUGCUGCCGAGCGGGGCUCCUCCGGGGCCAGGCUGGGACCGGCCCCCGGGAAACCAAAACCCUGUGCCUUACCCAGCCAGUGCCGCGGUCUCCCGGAGCCCUGGCAGGGGCUUGCGGCUGGGACCCCAACGGGCACUGGGGCCCGGCCCGCCUGGCGCCUUCCUGGCCUGCCUGAAUGCCCCCAGCCCCUCGCGGUUUGCUUUCUAAACGCCG
Molecule: messenger RNA, 12873 nt
Organism: Delphinapterus leucas (beluga whale)
Lineage: Eukaryota; Metazoa; Chordata; Mammalia; Artiodactyla; Monodontidae
Source: RefSeq, a predicted model, not a curated record